CCAUCCACGGUUGGAAGUUUAUGCAACGUACAGGACACAUGUCCUUUAAUAACAUAGUUCCAUAUGCUCUUGUCCUCAACUCUCUCUUUAGCUUUGUGAAUUAUUUUACUUCUUCUCUUGGAUGUGCUUCCAUAAAACCGACGGUUUACACUGAUUAUAAUGCAUUAGCUCACAUGUAUACAAUUGGGGAGGCAGUUUUUUUUUUAAAUUUCUCCAUGGUCAAAGACGCGUGCAGGUGUGCUGUCCUCGUGGGGGGAAACGUCACGUCAGGUGCGGCGAUCUGAGGUUGUGCUUCCAGUGCGUAACCUGGUUUGGCAUCAGAUAUACGAGCGCACGCCGUACUCGACUUCUCCUCAUCCCAGCAGGUAAACGCAGUCACGUCGCAGCUUCUUCCACCUGGGUGGCGUUAGUUACAGUGGGCGGGAUCAUACAGUAACAAUAUUGAGGCAAUCCAAUGAGGGUGCAGCAAUAACUCCCCCCCACCACCAAAAAAGGCCCUGCCUCCCGGGGCUCCGCUGGGCCCGAUGCACCAGAGUCUGUGGGGUCGCUUAAACAGAUGCGCCGAGCAGACGGCACUGACUUUCUCCGUUGAGGAAUCAGCGAGAUGAAGAGCAGCGCCAACCCGGCACCAUGCGCUCCAGGCUCCCACGGACCGCCUGCCUACUGCGACUCGCCGCGCUCUGCAUCCUGCUGUCGAACACUGCAGCUUAUUUCGGACUGACAGGUCGGGAGCCCUUCGUGUUCCUCCCGGGCCCGUUUUCAAAUGAAGCUCCGACGGGAAAGGCCCACCUGAAGCAGUGCGAGCAGAUGACUCUGACCCGCCGGCAGAAGAGGCUGUGCCGCCGGGAGCCCGGUCUGGCGGAGACGCUGCGGGACUCGGUGCGCCUCAGCCUGCUGGAGUGCCGCUAUCAGUUCAGGAACGAGCGCUGGAACUGCAGCCUGGACGGCCGGGGGAGCCUCCUGAAAAGAGCGUUCAAGGAGACGGCCUUCCUGCUGGCGGUGUCCUCCGCGGCGUUGACCCAUGCCCUCGCCAAAGCGUGCAGCUCGGGCCGAAUGGAGAGGUGCACGUGCGACGACUCCCCCGGCAUCCAGCAUCGAGAGGCGUGGCAGUGGGGGGUCUGCGGCGACAACCUGAAAUACAGCACCAAGUUCCUCAAGAAGUUCCUCGGCCAAAAGAAGGUCAGCAAGGACCUGAGGGCACGAGUCGACGCCCACAACAUCAACGUCGGAAUUCGGGCGGUGAAGAGCGGCCUGAAGACAACCUGCAAGUGCCACGGCGUCUCCGGCUCCUGCGCCGUGCGGACCUGCUGGAAGCAGCUGUCUCCCUUCCACGACACCGGGCGGCUGCUGAAGUACCGCCACGACGCCGCCGUGCGCGCGCUGAGCGUCACCAACGCGGCCACCGGCGAGACGGAGCUCGCCGGCGGGCGGCGCCACGGCCAGGGCCCCCGCACCACCGACCUGGUCCACCUGGAGGACUCCCCCAGCUUCUGCAGGCCGUCGCGCUACUCCCCGGGCACGGGCGGCCGAUCGUGCGCCAAAGACACCAGCUGCCAGAGCCUGUGCUGCGGGCGCGGCUACAACACGGCCAUGCGCCUCACCAGCCUGUCCUGCCACUGCCAGGUGCGCUGGUGCUGCCACGUGGAGUGCCAGACGUGCGUGAGGGAGGAGGAGGUGUACACCUGCAAGAACGCAUAGCGGGACGACGGGGGAGAAGGAGACUCUUGUCGGGUGAACGCCCUCUCCGCAGAGCGCCACCCUCGCCUGCACGCCGAUGGUGGAGGAGCGACAUGUCAAAUCAUAACACUGCUGGUUAUCUGCUCGAUCGUCAUCCCGCCGCGAUGCUCACUGUGGGUGAGGAUGUGCCCUGCUUGAAUCCUGCUGGAUGCACUGGAACGCCGCUCCUGUGGGCCGGGGAGAAAUGAGCUCUUAAAAGAGGUUACCGGACCGGACUGGACCCCCCACCUGCAGGGGAGCUCUGUUGCUCUGGGCCCCCCCUCCACGUGACUAUUUAUUGUAUCGGUCAUUGUGUCUGUUGUACUGCUGCUUUAUACUUUAACCUUCUUGUUAUUGCCACUGAGGCUAAAAUGGCCUUAAAAGGAAUCCACCUGUCUGUCCUUCUGUCUGCUGUGGAGACAUUUAGGGAUUCUUCUCUGAUUUAAGAAAAGCACUUAUUGUAAGUUGCUCUUGCUACAUGCAAAGUUUAUAAUUAAUCAUAUAGAAAAAGAGAAUGCGGAGUUCUAAAUAAAUGUGUCAACAGAAGAGAGCUUGGAGCCGCUGAGCUGCAGAGGAUACAUUAACAGGGCUGUUGUGCAAAGACACGAGCCGGGUUUCGGUUGCUCUUAUGGAAAUGUGUAUGAAAAUCUCCACAUGGAGCCUAAUGCGCGCUCACAAGAACAAAGGGAAAUGCCCGCGGUGAUAGUGAGGGGGGGGGGGGGGAGAACGAUAAACACUUAAUUUCUGAACACACACCCCUGCUCUUUUAUUUCUUCUACCCGAGCACGCACUGUACUUUCAAGUUUUUAAAUGGCUGGCUGAACUAUUUGGUCUUUUAAGUGUAAUUCAGCCACAUCUUUGUUGUAAAUGCCUUUGAAGUGGACUAAUCGUGCUCCUCGCUUUCCACAAAUUGCUAAUCAAAGAAAACUGCCCUUGUUUACUCACUUAUCCUUACGUCCAGGACCACUCACGUGCGUCCACGUGCGCGGGUCGAAAGUGCACGUCUCCCCCCGAAGGCCUUGUUCCAUCGGGCCGGUGUGUGUGUGUGUGUGUGUUUCGUGUGAUCGAUUGUGAACUGUAAAUGUGGUAUAAAUAUAACACGCCGGGGCUGCAGGCGUGAGACAGUGUGGGAUCGUGAUGUUCUACCUCACUUCAUCCUUUGGCCAAAUAUCAGAUUUAUGAGCUGUGCUGAGUUAUGUCCUUUGUUUCAAGAGAUUCUGGGUGUUUGAAUGUGGUGAUGCAUAUCACCACAAAAAGAAAACCUGGCUGCAUCACACUUUUAUUUAAAAUAAACAAGACUGAUAAAUGGA
This is a messenger RNA of Gasterosteus aculeatus aculeatus (three-spined stickleback), 3026 nucleotides long. RefSeq names its product wingless-type MMTV integration site family, member 9B (gene wnt9b). Gene Ontology annotation, molecular function: cytokine activity; frizzled binding. Gene Ontology annotation, cellular component: extracellular region. NCBI's taxonomy places the organism in Eukaryota, Metazoa, Chordata, Actinopteri, Perciformes, Gasterosteidae. Gene Ontology annotation, biological process: neuron differentiation; multicellular organism development; cell fate commitment. The record is from RefSeq and is a predicted model, not a curated record.